CCACGCUUCUCAACCGUCCUCCCUUUCAUCACCGCAGCCACUGCACCAUCACCGUCGUUCCCCUUCACCUACGUGCCUAUUGUACCACCAUCUCGCCGCACCCUGACCACGCUCGUUAUUUCCAACAAGCAAUCCAGCACCCUGUGCUGCUUUCAAUGGCAUCGAUCCUGUAACCAUCAUCUUCUUUCAACCCUCGUCCUGCGCUGCGACAUUCUCCGGUUACGCCGACCACUCACUCCGCCUGCUUGCCUGUCGAGCAUCUUCGACCUCGAAUCUUCCUACCAAUUUACAUCCGGUCCUUCGUUUCGAUUCGAUGUCGUCAACCAUCUGUUAAUAUCUUAUCCUCUCGUUUGCCUCCCCGGGGCACACGUCAGCCGGCGUCUUGUCCAAAAGAAAAAUUGCAGUCGUUUUGCUCGGCGAAGAAAAAGGAUAAUUUUGGACAGCUCUAAUUGCGACCAAUUCCAACACCUUCCGGCCGUGCCUGCUUGGGCCGCCUCCUGUAAUAUCUUGAACAGGUGCUCUUGGAAGUCACCAUGGCACCUGCUCCACCUCGUUUGAGGAUUCUUUCAGUUGGUGGAAACGCCGUUUCUGCUUUCCUGUCCUGGCGACUACAGGCCACAAACGCCUGCGAUGUGACCUUGGUCUGGAAAGCCAACUAUCAAACGGUCGCGCAAUAUGGCGUCUCUUUCAAAUCCCAGAUGUUCGGCAAUGAACGAUUCAAGCCUCGAUAUGUCGUCCAAACCCCUGAAGACGCAGCCGGCCAGCAGACAGCCUUCGACUAUGUCAUCCUUUGUGUAAAAGCCCUACCCGAUGUCUACAACCUCGCCGAUAUCAUCCAAUCCGUUGUCACUCCCCAACAUACCUGCAUUCUCGUCAAUACUACCAAUACUCUCGGAGUGGAAAAACCAUUGGAGGAGCGAUUUCCGACUAACGUCGUCCUUUCCCUUGUCUCUGGAGCAGAUCUAGUUCAACUCGGCUCGAGCGAAUUCGAGCACCGUGGUUCUACAGAAAUAUGGGUUGGCCCUUCCAGUCAAAAUUCUACCAUACCAGAGUCAAUCCAGAGGGACAUGUCUGAAGCCCUCGCCAUGACUUUGACGACCGCGCAGGUCGACUGCCAAGUGUCUUCAAACAUCAAACAGCAACAAUUCGAGAGGAUGAUAGGACCUAUCGCUUUUUAUCCAGCGAGCGUUCUUUUUGAGACUUCAAAUCUUGGAGACUUAAUACGAAUUCCAGGCGUCCAUGACCUCCUCUCAGAUGUUAUUGAGGAGCUGCUGUCGGUUGCACACGCCCAGGGCUGUACGUUUCCCAACAACUUCACGGAGACAACGAUCUCCACCAUGAUCGAUUCUUCUCAAGAGGCUAGUACAAUGUAUCAGGAUUUCACAGCAAGGCGACCCAUGGAGGUCGAGACAUAUCUCGGAUCUCCUGUGCAGCUAGCGAAAUCUGCCGGCGUCAAAGUCCCGCGUCUUCAGACACUGUACACCAUGUUACGGCAUGUGAACACCGUCAACAAAGAUCGACCAAUUGCAUCAGCUGUUUCUGCAGCUCCUGUGCAAGCUCCUGUGCAGUCUCCUGUUGCUGUCCAGCCACCUCCUCGGACGAUAUCGCUCUCAAGUCCUCCUCCGCCCCGACAAACGAAUGGCUCGCUUAACGGACCUCUAAGGCCCAUGCGUGGCCCUCCUCCUAUGGGCCCUCCUGGCCGACGUGGUCCCCCUCCUGUUAACGGUUUUCGAGGCCCUCCGAACAUGUACCCGCAACGUCCGGGCCAAAUGCAGCGUCGGCCGUCGUACGACGAAAACAACCUCGAUGAGUUCAGCCACGUCGUGCUCUACGAUGAAAUGGCAGACGGCGAAGGACCACCGGCAGGGUACGGUGAAAAUGGUGGAGGCCCAUCUAUGAGAGAGCGAGAGCUUAUGCUAAGAGAGCGUGAAAUACAAUUAAAACAACAAGAGAUGGCCAUGAGAAGUCGAGGCGGACGAAGGCCAACACACAUCCGUCAUCAAGACCUUGAUGACGAUGACGAUGAUGAUGACUACUUCGACCCCAUGCAAGCACGUGGCCCACCACCCCCUUCGAUUGACCCCGACAAUUUUGAUAUGAUGAGUGUAACCUCACGAAGGACAAAACGAGCUCCCAGCCAGGGCCAACUUCGCAAAGAUGCAUUUGCCAAUGGAGGUGGCAUGCGUCCUGGGUCUUAUGGCAGGCCAAAUAUGGGAAGGCACCGAACAAGCGCCUCGAUCUUGUCUGAUAUGCCAAUGCUCGGGGCGAACAUCUUAGACAACCCUAUGAUGGGCUUUUCUUCCAACCGCUACGGCAAUGUCGAUCGCAAGGAGAUGGCCGAUGAAUCGCGAGCAAACUCAUUGACGGCAAGCCGCCUUCAAGAGAUUGGUCUUAAUGGCGGCCCAGGAAUGACCGGGGGGCCGUAUCCUGGCCCGCCUAGUAGACGGACUAGUCGAUCACCUGGAAAUCCGUUUGGACCGGCCGGGCGAAUGCCCGGGCGACCGUCACCGCCGAACGAUCCGUACAUGCAAUCUGGUCCUCCACGCAACGGCCGGCCUUCGCCUCCUGGGGCAAUGCCAGCACCAGUCCCCAGAUACCCUCCUGGCCAGACCAACAUGAUUCCGCAACAAGUCGAACAGGCCGGCAUGAACAAACCUUUUCCACCACCAAAGCCACCCGUGAAGAGUUUGACAGGAAGCGCCAGUGCCAGUGCAGGCAGCGGUGACAGCGGAAGUGCCAACAUAGAGUCCGAACCGUCCGCUCACAGCAGCACCAGCAGCUUUGCUCAACGGCAAAUGCUCGGUGCGCAUUAGCAUCUCUGUCUUAUGGGUCUAAUUGAACAUUUCCCGUUUUCCACGCUGGUUUCCGUGGACAUUUUACGACUCGGGGUCUGCUCUUGUGCAGAGAAUCGCGUAUAUCUUUGGUGAUUACCCUGCUUCACAUACACUUUAAUGAUCAGCUUUUCAAAUCUUACGACCAGGGAGGCCCGAGAUGGGUUUUCCGAAAGCGCAAAAAGCAUUGAGAUGAGUUUGGGGUUGGCACACGUUUGAAUGGAAACAAACCUUGGAGCACCCGGCCUUGAUUCUUCGCGUACAUACAGCAUUGCAAGGAGAAAGGGGAGCCCCUUUUGUGCACAUGACAUGGUACUCUUGUGGAUGGACCUGGGAUUGUGUGGGAGCAGAGGAGAUUGGGGAGCCUGUUCAAGCUUCGUCCACUUGAACACGUUCCGUUUCGAUAUUGAUUGGAGAAGACGGUUUGUAUUGCAUACAUUUGAGGCAUACACAUUCUCAGGCACGCACACGAUAGGGCUCCGAUGAAAUAAUUAUGCUACAACUUUCCGCAUGGGUCAUGGGGAGAGUCAGGCAAGGGGAGCAAAUGGACAACAUGAGGAGGGUACAGGGUUGGCUCCCGCCGAGCAGGAUAAUUAAUCAAAUGCAAGCAAAGAUUCAUGAAGGCAAAACCUCUUUUGAUGCUGCCGACCUCAGCUUGACGAG
This is a messenger RNA of Exophiala xenobiotica, 3494 nucleotides long. RefSeq lists its product as uncharacterized. NCBI's taxonomy places the organism in Eukaryota, Fungi, Ascomycota, Eurotiomycetes, Chaetothyriales, Herpotrichiellaceae. The coding region runs from base 534 to 2813 and encodes 759 amino acids. The record is from RefSeq and is a predicted model, not a curated record. Gene Ontology annotation, molecular function: oxidoreductase activity. Gene Ontology annotation, cellular component: cytoplasm. The transcript has 5 exons.